AUGAGGCAGCUGAAGGGGAAGCCCAAGAAGGAGACGUCCAGGGACAAGAAGGAGCGUAAGGCGGCCAUGCAGGAGGCCCGGUCGCAGGUGGCCACAGUGGUUCUACCCACGCUGGCUGUGGUGGUGCUGCUCAUCGUAGUCUUUGUCUACGUGGCCACCAUGCCCAGAGCCAUAGAGUAUAAGCAGUGUGAGGGUCCUCGAACGCUGUUCCUGGAGAGCUACCGUCCUACCUAUUCAGAAGAGACCAACGUGGACCUCCCCCCCACGCCCUCCACCAAGAGUGUCCAGAGUUGGGGUGUGGUCCAGGAAGAGGAUGACGACGAGGAGCGUGAUUGGCCAGAGUUGUUGAGUGACAUGUCUGAGGUGGGAGGGGCGGGCCUGGGGGCGGGGCUACCAAAGUUGAAGAGAGGUCAAGGUUCAAGACACCUGGGGGUGGAUAUGACCCUUCACCCCGACGAUGAAGACUUCACACACCGCAACAAGUACUUCACAUCCUCAGAUGAGGACCUGAUUAAGCGGAUUCUGGCGGACGGCCAGCUGCAGGUGUCUCAUCUCUGUGACCCCCAGCACUUCUUCUCUCAGACAGCAGACAGCGAGAUGGCCGACCUGUGAGUCACCUCUAAACUCUGACCUCUAACCUCACCUUAACCCCGUCACCUUCUACUUGCUUCCUCUUGUCUGUUCUGAACUUACCUCUCACUGGCCUACUUCUCCUUCUGUCAUUUUACAUUU
Molecule: messenger RNA, 732 nt
Organism: Salvelinus sp. IW2-2015
Lineage: Eukaryota; Metazoa; Chordata; Actinopteri; Salmoniformes; Salmonidae
Source: RefSeq, a predicted model, not a curated record